Messenger RNA from Galendromus occidentalis (western predatory mite), 1116 nucleotides. RefSeq lists its product as uncharacterized. Bases 1 to 1068 code for a protein of 355 amino acids. The transcript is spliced from 7 exons. Lineage: Eukaryota; Metazoa; Arthropoda; Arachnida; Mesostigmata; Phytoseiidae. The record is from RefSeq and is a predicted model, not a curated record.
AUGAAGUAUUUUCUGGAUAAUGCGAUUCUGCUCUCCUGCACACUAGUCGCCGCUGUCCGCGCCGCGACACUCCGCAUCAGACCGGUCGCUUUAGGACAAGCGGCCCUCCUGAACUGCUCCUCCGAACACUUCGAAGAGAUUUCGAGAAUUCGAUGGUACCGCGACGGUGAGGAAUUCUUUCGGUACGAUCGCCGGUCUCGCGAAAAGUUGCUCUUCGAACUACCCGGGCUCGUCGUAGACGUUCCAAACUCGCAUGACGGAUUCCUCCGACUGAAGCGGACGGAACCGAGAAGCGAAGGAGUGUUCAGUUGCGAACUCACGGAUUCGAAAUUCAACGUGGAGCGUGCUGACGCGAACCUGCAGCUGUACGUGUUGCCCCGUGACGAGCCCUACGUCAGAGGGGUGAGAGCGCAUUAUCAUCCGUGGGAGCGUUUGAACGCAACCUGCGAACUCACUGCUCGACCCCAGCCCCAGCUGAGCUGGAUCGUCGACGGACACUUGCCGCCGGCGAAUUCGGUCGUUCGGGAGCACUCGGAGGAGCACAACGGACUCGUCAGCGUGGUCUCAGAGCUGCAAUUUAACAUUUCAUCUUUGAGCAAAGAUGAACUGAAGGUCGAAUGUCGAGCGAAGAUCCUCGACGCCUUCGACAGAAGAACUCAGAGGAUCUCGGCGAUCUCUCCCGGCGCCGCGGAGGAGGACUCUUCAGCAAAUGGCGAAGACGACGACCCCGGCCCGGUAAUAUACGGCGGACGUUCGCAUUACCACAUCGGAGACAUCCUCAACUCGACCUGUGUUUACUCGGGGAAUAAGCCAGCUUUGCUCCGCUGGUUCCUGAACGACGUCGAGGUUCCCAGCGGUCAGUUGGUUCACUACGUCGAGGGCGGUAGCGAGGCGAAGUCCGCUCUGGGAAUACGUUUUAAAGUGAAACCUUCACACUUCGUCGAUGGACGUCUCACGAUAAGAUGCGACGCGAACCUCGAGAGCGUGUUCGCGACCCAUAAAGCGGUACGGAAAACGAAACUCCGAAAGAAACCCUACAAAUCGGCACAUAAACGGCCACAUCUCUGAAGUGUUAUCCGUUUCGAGGGAGGCGAGUCGAAUAAAAUAAGAUUUGAA